CGCGCCUUGCGCCGACGCAGUGAGCUCACGGGGCGGGCCCCAGGACUACGGGUUGUGGUUCCGCUUCCGUCGCUGAGACACGUGAAGGUCGGAGAGUUGGUACGGAGUCCGUCUGGGCACGCGUGAUCGCGCCGGGAUGGAUUCCUCCUCGUCUUCCUCCGCCGCGGGCUUGAGUGCUGUGGACCCGCAGUUGCAGCAUUUCAUCGAGGUGGAGACCCAGAAGCAGCGCUUCCAGCAACUGGUGCACCAAAUGACUGAACUUUGUUGGGAGAAAUGCAUGGACAAGCCUGGGCCAAAGUUGGACAGUCGGGCUGAGGCCUGUUUUGUGAACUGCGUUGAGCGCUUCAUUGAUACAAGCCAAUUCAUCUUGAACCGACUGGAACAGACCCAAAAAUCCAAGCCAGUCUUUUCAGAAAGCCUUUCUGACUGACCUCAGCAUUAUCUCUUUGGAAAAGGAAGGUAGUUCAAGACACGAAGAACAACUGAUGGGAUGAUUGGCUAUAUGGCAUUGGGGCAUCGGUUCCCACCUCCUGUCACUCUUGGGACAUCCUGCCAUCUGAAAAUGAACAAGGACCAAUUAUUUUAUGUGCAGGAUUUGGAGGUCAUACUUGUAUUUGGUUCUGUUUUUUAAUCUGGUGGAAAUCAUUGACAGAUGAAUGAAUCAGAUGUGUGUUUCUAUAUAUAUAUAUGGGGGGUAUGGUUUUCUCAAGGUCUCAACUGUUUCCUGUGAUUAGAUGGUGGGACCACAUAGAGAUCUCUUAUUUGUGUGGAUUCAUUUCAGAUUUCUGCAGAGAUCUUUGUGUCUCUCAGAAAGGGCAGCAACAGGAGAAGAACAACCUGGCACUUACUUCCUUAUCUGGUGUGUGACUGUUAAUGCUGCAAAAUAUGCAGCACACUUGGGAUUUAGAGAUUCCCUCCCUCCCCUGUACUGUGAUUUACUUAAAUAUCUGCAUUAAAAUGUGAUCUCAAGGCAGUAUAGAACUCUACACAGUGACCAGAAUUUUCAUUACUUGAUUGCCACUAUGAAGAAGUUAACUUACCCUGUAUUUCAGGGUACCAAAAACUCAAGAUGUGUCAAAAACUCAACAGCAAUUUCAGGUAAAGGUGCAUGCCUAAUGUUAAUCAGUAUGGAUUUCAAUUACUUAAUUCCUUUAAUCACUGAAAUAAAAAGCUUCUACAAGAU
Molecule: messenger RNA, 1183 nt
Organism: Ochotona curzoniae (black-lipped pika)
Lineage: Eukaryota; Metazoa; Chordata; Mammalia; Lagomorpha; Ochotonidae
Gene: TIMM8A
Product: translocase of inner mitochondrial membrane 8A
Exons: 2
Coding region: 137-430 (97 amino acids)
Source: RefSeq, a predicted model, not a curated record